Schistocerca gregaria is the source of this 466-nucleotide messenger RNA. RefSeq lists its product as uncharacterized. The record is from RefSeq and is a predicted model, not a curated record. The transcript has 3 exons. Bases 63 to 377 code for a protein of 104 amino acids. NCBI's taxonomy places the organism in Eukaryota, Metazoa, Arthropoda, Insecta, Orthoptera, Acrididae.
GCUGAAGCUACGCCAGCGCCGCUGUAUAAAACAGCGGUGACAUCUGGUACCAAAGUCGCGCGAUGAGGGUCUGUCUUGUUCUCUGCCUUGCAGCCGUGGCCGUGGCGGCAGCAGCGGCAGGGUACAGCCCCCGGCACAAGGGCGGUUGGUGUCCAGCGGACUGCGCACACAACUGCACGAUGGAGUGCCUCAAUUGCAAGUGCCCCGGCGAGUGCUCACUGGAGAUGAACCGCGUGGUCGCUUGGUGCGACGCCGGAUGGGCUCACGAUCUCAAGGUGCUGCGCGAGUUCGUCAACUGUUGCGGCUGGCAGCGGGAAGUCUGCCUGUACGGGAGGGAGUGCGAAGGUGUACACCAUGUGAUGAGCAAGCAUUAUUGAGCCACCAAUGGGGUGCCAAGAAAGGUCAUCCAGUUUGUAAUCACUGUUCCAUAAUCAUAAAAUGAAGCAAUAAACAGAGAUAUCUGAAA